Messenger RNA from Aspergillus pseudoviridinutans, 561 nucleotides. Its product is annotated as putative glycolipid-binding domain-containing protein. Bases 1 to 561 code for a protein of 186 amino acids. NCBI's taxonomy places the organism in Eukaryota, Fungi, Ascomycota, Eurotiomycetes, Eurotiales, Aspergillaceae. The transcript has a single exon. The record is from RefSeq and is a predicted model, not a curated record.
AUGGCUGACCUGGACAAGGCAGCACGAUGGGAGCCCAUGGACCGAAACGGAAUCGAACAUCUUCACAUCAGGACGACAACCAGCGGCUUGGUCGCCCAGAGCGUGGUGGUCGGGACUCAAAAUGGCGCAAAAUACGGGAUAUUCUAUCGAAUAGUUCUCGACGCCAACUGGGCCGUGAGGGAGCUUGAGAUAAAGGACACGGCAGCCGAUCAGAAACAGGUUCUGAGUGCUGACGGCAAAGGAAAGUGGUUCGAUGCUAGUGGAACCCACAUGACUGGUCUUGAUGGAUGCAUUGAUAUUGAUAUUUCCGCAACACCAUUUACCAAUACACUCCCGAUCCGUCGCUUACAACUGAAACAAGGCGCAGUGCAAGUCCUCCGUAUUGUGUAUAUACCGGUUCCAGCUCUUAAGCCGGUCGCGGUGGAGCAACGGUAUACAUGUCUCCAGCCGAACAAAUUGUAUCGCUACGAGGGCUUGACUUCAGGAUUUAUGGCGGAGCUUACCACAGACGAGGAUGGUUUUAUUGUCGAUUACCCUGGACUUUUUAGGCGCUUGUUGUAA